AUGUGGGGCGAUGUUCCACGUGAGACGCCCCGCAGUAUCCAGACCGAGUCACAGGAACAAGACACGGGUCAAGAGGACGCCCCCAUCCGGGACACCGGGACGCCGCCUCGCGCGCCCACUUCUGACCACUUCCGCGCUGGCCCCGGCGCAGAAUCCCAUCCGCAAAGCACCAGCGGCGUGAUGCCGACACCGCAGGCUGUCGGCUUGAUCCGCACCGGCACUUCCCUCGGCCUCGGUGACGACCUCCAUGUGCCAUCCACUGCGCCCCCUGCGUGGGUUCCCGGCGCCUGCGGGGCCCAGACGACGGCGCGGCAGCCACGUCAAGACCAAACCGCCGGCGAGCGGCGCGCGGCCGGGGGCGUCGAUCAUGUGCGCGUCCUCGUCUACAAGACCCUGACGAACAGCGAUGCCGCAGGCCGGGUGAUUCUCCCCCGGGCUGGACUCGAGAGCGCGGUGCCGCUCCUGCAGUCCCUGCGCACGUGCCCGUGCCCCGUCGUGGACGACCUAGGCCGGACGUGGUCGCUCGUCCUCAAGGCCUGGGCCAACGGCAACGAGACCCGUCGAGUGUACAUCAUCGAGCCCCUGACGGAACUGAUGAAGGCGUUCAACAUCGGCGCCGGCGCCACCAUCGCGCUCGCGGCUCCUGAGAGCGUGUUCAGCGACUGCGGGACCCCGCAGAGGAACUGCCGCCUGCGCUUGCUCGUCAACCCUCCGGAGGCCUCCCUGCCGAGCCGCGGCGCAGUACCGACCCCUGUAUCACUCAAUCAACAGCAAGCGGCCGCCCUCGGGCUCCUGGGCGAGGGCGCUCGCACCACAGGCAGCAUCCCGCGCACGCAAAACAUGCGCUGCACGCGCAGCCCGCACUGUAGCAAGCCCAUGGGACAUCCCGGCUUCUGCCGCAAGGGCGCACGCAAGGCGCAGACCGCGCCCGCCCACGCCGAGCCGGCUUCCAGGGGCGUCAACCCUGCAGAUGACACACAGGCCGCUGCGGUUCAGCCGGCGCCGCUCGAGUCGCGGGCAGCGCCUUCGGGUUCCGACGGGGACGCCGCACCGCCGCCGCCGCCGCUGCCGCCGGACAGCAUCCCUGACUCAGUCGUGGUGGCGAAGCGUCUGACUAACUACGACGUCGACAGCGGGCGGAUGAUCCUGCCGCGCGCGGCGGUGGAGACGCAGAUGCCGUGCGUUCUGCGAGAACGCGCAUGGUCGGUCGUGGCGACGUGGGACCCGCCGGCGGCGCCAGAGGGGCCGAGCAACGGUGUGGGUAGUACGAGGGGUGGUGCGGACGGCGGGAGACGAUACAGUUUGAUCCUCAAGUCCUGGUCGAACGGGGUGAACAAGAAGAUGUUCAUUCUCGAGGGCACCGAGCAGCUCACGCGCGACCUCGGGCUCGGCGUCGGCACCGUGCUGGCCCUGCGACACUGCCGCACAGCCGGGCCGCUUUCGAGAGACGUCGCGGCAGCCUUCGCCGUCGAGGUGGACACGGAUGCAGCACGCAGUGCGCUGGCAACACAGGCUACACUCAAGGCGGCGAUUUCGCGGCAGCAGACCGCCCGUCGCGGGGCACAGCAGGGAGCAGGAAGCGGCCUGGGCGCGGUGGCGCCGCAGACGGACGCCGGUGACGCCAGCGUGCACCGCAGCAGCCUCGCAGGCUCGUUGCAGACGGGCACGACGCGGACGACCAAGUCCGGCCGGCGCGUGCGCAGGCCUGCGACGCACGACGGUGCCGCGUCGUCCAGCGACGAGGGCUGCCCGUCGGCGAAGCGCCGGGCCGUCGACGGGAGCGGCGCUGACUCGCCAGCGGCCGUUGGGAGCGAGUUCACGUGGGGGGGCAUCAGCGAGCACCGGCCGCCGCGCGGACGGUCGCCGGUGCCAUCCGGGGAUGGCUCCAUGUUUCUCGAGCGCCCCCGCAGCCGAGGGGUGUCUCCCGAGGCUGACGCGGCAGAGAUUCUCCUGGACAUCGUGCGCGGGCAGACGCCCCCUGCGGAGACGGGCGCCCGGGACCGCCACGCAGUCCCGCCACAUAUGAUGCGCGCCGCCGUGCUGCCCGACCCGGCCGAGCACGACGUCGCCGCGACAGACAAGCCCCUUGGAGCCGGCAAGCCGCCCGACGCAGUGGUGCAGUCUAGCGUCGCCGCGCUCCGUAGCGAUGCUCCAGCGGCAAUGACGGCGGUGGCCGCCGCGCUGCGGGGCCACGAGCCCGUUUCCACGCCGCGGUCGACGCCGCAAGGAACUGGGACCGCAGAUGGCAUGCGCGCGCCCGCAGCGCACCCGGGCCUCGACCCCUCCACGGGCUCAAUCUGCCAGCUGUUCAGCUGGUACUGUCGCCCUCUGCCGGACGACGCAGCGCCGCGGCAGCCUUGCGCUUCGAAGCCGCGCGCGGGGGCAUCCGAGGGGGCCGUCCUGCGGGGCAUCUCUCCGCGGGGGGACUCCGGGCAGUCGCUUGGGUCGGUCCUCCCAGGACUCAGGGGGUUCUCUGCCCCUGACGUGGGGUCGAUGUUCAACGGUCCGUUCGGCGGCGAGGACGGGCGCGCUGGCAGUCCGCUGCACGGUCCGACGCCUGAGCUGUUCGCGGACGCACGUGGCGGACACCCCCAGGCGUCUGCGUCAGGUCGUGGCGCUGGAGCGGCGGACGGCGACGAGGCUGCGCGGCGCGGCGGUGCAGCACGCGGGGUCACAGCGCCGCCCCGUCGCGGCGGCGGCGGCGCGCGCUGA
This is a messenger RNA of Pedinophyceae sp. YPF-701, 2712 nucleotides long. Lineage: Eukaryota; Viridiplantae; Chlorophyta; Pedinophyceae. The record is from the annotation of a GenBank genome assembly.